Hemibagrus wyckioides is the source of this 2762-nucleotide messenger RNA. RefSeq names its product DEAD-box helicase 19a (gene ddx19a). The record is from RefSeq and is a predicted model, not a curated record. Gene Ontology annotation, molecular function: RNA binding; ATP binding; RNA helicase activity. Gene Ontology annotation, biological process: poly(A)+ mRNA export from nucleus. Lineage: Eukaryota; Metazoa; Chordata; Actinopteri; Siluriformes; Bagridae. The coding region runs from base 270 to 1709 and encodes 479 amino acids. Gene Ontology annotation, cellular component: cytoplasmic stress granule; nucleus. The transcript has 12 exons.
GCGUAUGUAGUAAUUUCUCCGCACUUAGGUUUCAAGUCAGACUUUGUAGGCUACUUCCACAUUUUCCAGAAAACCUGAUUUUAUAAUUAAUUGGUGCUAUUUCUGACAAGCAGGAACGAAAGUUUGGUUUUUCCGAAACCAGACCGGACAACUGAAGAAGAGACACAGAACCGUAAUAAACUGAUGCUCAGUUCAGCGAAUCCGCGUGUUGGGAAAAGUUGUCAGAAAUUGUAAAAGCAGCAAAAAAAAUAUUAUCAAGCAAGAAAGAAAUGGCUUCUGACUCGUGGGCAUUUUCUGUCGAUCUACAAGAAGCAACAACCAAAACAAGUGAAGUGCUGUGGAUUAGAGACCGGCGAGUCAUCCCGAACACUGAAGCGAAAGAAACAGCAAAACCUCCAGAUGGUUACAAAUCAGAUGAAGAAGAAAAAGUGGACAGAGCGGCACAGUCUCUUCUGAAUAAAUUGAUCAGGAACAGCCUCGUCAACAACACGAACCAGGUGGAGGUGCUUCAGAGAGACCCGAAUUCACCACUCUACUCCGUCAAGACAUUCGAAGAGCUGCGUCUAAAACCUCAGCUGCUGCAGGGAGUCUAUGGAAUGGGCUUCAACAGACCUUCAAAAAUCCAGGAGACUGCGCUACCGAUGAUGCUGGCAGAACCACCUCAGAACCUGAUCGCUCAGUCUCAGUCCGGAACGGGGAAAACCGCCGCCUUUGUACUGGCCAUGCUAAGCCACGUAGACCCGGCAAACAAGUGGACCCAGUGUCUGUGCAUCUCUCCAACCUAUGAGCUCGCUCUACAGACAGGUAAGGUCGUGGAGCAGAUGGGCAAGUUCUACCCUGAGGUGAAACUGGCUUACGCCAUUCGAGGAAAUAGAGUUGAAGGAGGGAGCACAAUCCAGGAGCAAAUCGUGAUCGGCACCCCAGGCACCAUGUCCGACUGGUUAACCAAAAAAAAGUUGAUAGACCCAAAGAAGGUUCGGGUGUUUGUACUGGACGAGGCUGACGUCCUGAUCGGCAUGCAGGGUCACCAAGACCAAAGCAUCCGCAUUCAGAGGAAACUGCCCAAAGACUGUCAGAUGCUGCUCUUCUCUGCAACCUUCGAGGACUCAGUGUGGCAGUUUGCCGAGCGCGUCGUCCCCGAUCCCAACAUCAUCCGACUGAAGCGAGAGGAGGAGACUCUGGACACCAUCAAGCAGUAUUACGUGCACUGCGGAAGCAAACAGGACAAGUUCGAUGCACUGUGCAACAUCUACGGCGCAAUCACAAUUGCACAAGCCAUGAUCUUUUGCCAUACUCGCAAAACCGCAGCCUGGCUGUCAAACAGGAUGGCAGCAGAGGGUCAUCAGGUGGCGCUGCUGAGUGGAGAAUUGACUGUUGAACAAAGAGCGGCCAUCAUCCAGCGCUUCAGAGAAGGCAAAGAGAAAGUGCUGAUAACCACAAAUGUGUGCUCGAGAGGUAUCGACGUAGAGCAGGUCUCCGUUGUGAUCAACUUUGACCUCCCCAUGGACAAAGACAGCAACCCAGACAAUGAGACCUACCUUCACAGGAUCGGCAGGACGGGGCGCUUCGGCAAGCGAGGCCUGGCCAUCAACAUGGUAGACAGCGAGCAGAGCAUGGCCGUGCUCAAAGCCAUCGAGGAACACUUCAGUAAGAAAAUCGUUGAGCUGGACACAGAGGACCUCGAUGAAAUUGAAAAGAUUGCACACUGAGGUGAAGAGAAAAUGCACUACAUGAGAACAUAACACUUAACAUCUGCUGUCUAGUGUUCUCACUUGAAUUUAGCGCUGUUUAAUCUGAGCUAACCACAUGUUUACAUUUCCACUUGAAUUGCGUUACCUUUAAGAAAACAUUUUAAACUUCAACCUUUGCCAAAAAAAAAACAAAAAAACUUUAUCCUUAGCUGACCUUCAUUUAAUAAGUUUGAGGUUGGGGUGUUUUAUUUAUUUAUUUAUUUAUUUAUUUUUUGCUUGAUGCACUUUGUUUUCAGUAACAACUCAAAGCUCCGUAUAUGAAGCUAAUUCAUUACUGAGGGGUUUUCUUUAACCGCAUUAAUUACAUGUUCUCAUAGCUGUGUUCUCUUGUUUUCUACUGUGACAUUAACACCUUUUUUUGGUGAUACUUAAAGGACUAGACAUAUUUUUGAUGUGCUGUGGAAAGCACAUGGGUACAACAACCACCAAAGGGCAUAUUACUCAUAUCAAAAUCGUGCUGAUGUUGCACUUUGACAUUUUGUAGCUUUGAAGAAUGUGAAAGACGUCUUCCUAAAGACAUUCCUUAAGAGUAAUAUGUGAUAUUACUUAAGCACUCCUUAGAUGGAAAAACUGUUAAAUAUGCAAUUGAGAGUUUGAAGAUUUUCACCCAUCUGUUUUAGGGGGGAGUUUAUCCCUUGUGAUGGCAGUAAAAUGAAAAAUCAUUUCAUUUUUGGAUAUAAGGACCAGUUGCUAGAUAUUUGAUGAUUAUUGUGAUAGGUUUUUGUUUGUGUGGGUACUGACAUAUUCCUGGAUGAUUGGGGAUAGUUACAUUUGUGUGAUUUAUUUUACAAUAAGAAAUGGUUGAUUCAUAUUAUUUUGUUUUGUUACUUGAAAAAAGUAUGCACUUUGGUUUGAAUUGAGAAUGCUGUGGUUCGAUUUAAUUGAACUUGGUUAUAGACUAGCUGUAAAAUUUUCUUUGCAGCACUCGCAUUGUGUUUUUCUGUUCUUCUGGAUGCAGCUGUUUCGAGUUGUUUAUUGAUAUGUUCAAUAAAAAAUUCCUGCCUACUGGAA